AUGUCGAUGAGCCCCAAGCAUACGACUCCUUUCUCUGUUUCCGAUAUCUUGAGUCCCCUCGAGGAGAGCUAUAAGAAAGUAGUGAGUAUGGAGAACAACAACCUGGGGGCGCCUCUCACCUCCUACCGGCAGCCGCAGGUCUCCCAGGCGGCCAUGCAGCAGCACCACAUGGGCCACAACGGCAGCGUGUCGGCGGCUUACCACAUGAGCGCGGCAGGUGUCCCCCAGCUGUCACACGCCGCCAUGGGGGGCUACUGUAACGGCAACCUGGCCAACAUGGGCGACCUGCCGUCGUACCAGGACGGCAUGAGGAGCGGCGCCACGGCCACCGGCUGGUACGGAGCCAACCCGGACCCCCGGUUCUCUACCAUUUCCCGCUUCAUGGGCUCGUCCUCGGGCAUGAACAUGGGCAGCAUGGGCAGCCUCAGCUCCCUGACGGACGUCGGCAAAGGCAUGGGUCCCCUGUCGAGCACCCCGAGGAGGAAGAGGAGGGUGCUGUUCUCCCAGGCGCAGGUGUACGAGCUGGAGAGACGCUUCAAACAGCAGAAAUACCUCUCGGCUCCGGAGAGGGAGCACCUCGCCAGCAUGAUCCACCUCACCCCGACCCAGGUGAAGAUCUGGUUCCAGAACCACCGGUAUAAAAUGAAGAGGCAGGCGAAGGACAAGGUCUCCCAGCAGCAGAUGCAGCAGGAGAGCGGCUCCUGUCAGCAGCAGCAGCAGCAGCAGCAGCAGCAGCACUCUCCGAGGCGGGUGGCCGUGCCGGUGCUGGUGAAGGACGGGAAACCGUGCCAAGGCAGCGGCCACACUCCCACCUCUGCAGCAGCACAGGGCCACCAGCAGCAGGGCGGCAACGUCAUGAUCAUGGCGAACAGCAGCUCCGGCCUCGGGCAUCAGCACGCGAGCCAGCAGCAGGUGGGCAGCGCGGAUCACUCGCCGGAUCUGGUGCAGCACUCGGCCAGUCCGCCGUCGCUGCAGAGCCAAGUGGCCGGUCUGUCUCACCUGAACUCGUCCGGGGCCGAGUACGGCACGGCCCUGCAGUGCUCCGCCUUGUUAUACGGCAGGACGUGGUGA
Lampris incognitus (smalleye Pacific opah) is the source of this 1071-nucleotide messenger RNA. RefSeq names its product NK2 homeobox 1 (gene nkx2-1). Gene Ontology annotation, molecular function: RNA polymerase II cis-regulatory region sequence-specific DNA binding; DNA-binding transcription factor activity, RNA polymerase II-specific. Gene Ontology annotation, cellular component: nucleus. The record is from RefSeq and is a predicted model, not a curated record. The transcript is spliced from 2 exons. Lineage: Eukaryota; Metazoa; Chordata; Actinopteri; Lampriformes; Lampridae. Gene Ontology annotation, biological process: regulation of transcription by RNA polymerase II; cell differentiation. Bases 1 to 1071 code for a protein of 356 amino acids.